This is a messenger RNA of Sitophilus oryzae (rice weevil), 1468 nucleotides long. RefSeq lists its product as uncharacterized. Bases 203 to 1324 code for a protein of 373 amino acids. Lineage: Eukaryota; Metazoa; Arthropoda; Insecta; Coleoptera; Curculionidae. The record is from RefSeq and is a predicted model, not a curated record. The transcript has 8 exons.
CCCCCUAUCGGCAGAAAGGGCCACGCAUUCUGUAGGUUUCGGUGUCGGUAAACCGUGGCGUAUACGCGAUCGGUGCACCCUAGUUUUUGCCCAAAAACACUUCUUCUCAUAGGAAACCGACUCAAAAACCCGAUCCAGUUACCAUGUUAUCGAAUGCCGCGAGGCAGCUAGCGAGCAACGGUGGUCGCCUCGAGGCCGGGAGAUGAAAAACCCGCUGCUAGCUUUUAUGUUGCUGCUGUUGUACCUGCCGGUGCCGUUUUGGGGCCAGCGCCUGGCGCCCCCUAGGAACUACCACUCAGAGGACGAUGACGAUGACCAGCCUCUUCUGGACGACGAGAAGGACGAGGUCGUGGAGCUACAGGGAAAUUCCAGUGACGAAAAAGGACUGUACGUCGGUGCUUCCUGCGAAUUCACCUGCAGUUCCCGCCUGCAGCACGUCUACUGCAACCCGGCGAGCAGUCGCUGCGAAUGCGAGAAGAAAUAUCCAGUCAGACUCAACAAUCCAUACUCUGGCUGUAGGAAACCUAAGAAAUUGGGAGAACAAUGCUACUACCACGAAGCCUGCGAAUACACCGAUCAGCAUGCUUCCUGCAUCCAGGUACACCACAACGCCAUCUGCCAGUGUCAGUCUGGAUACCAUUCUGUAUCAAUCCAGAAACCAUCUAAGAAGAUCUUCUGUGCAGAAGACGUUCAGGUAAUAACAACAGACUUUUCAACGUUUGCUGGAGUUUUAUCUGGAAUCGCAAUACUGUCAGGUUUGAUUUGUUUCGUACUGCACUUGUUCAAUCAGAACCUUUAUGGAUCUGGUGCCAGGAGGCACAGGUUUGGAAAUGCCAACCUGGCGCCACCUAUACUGUUUUCGGGUGAUCCAAGCUCCCUGCCCCUGCCCAUGCUGGCCCGAGGCGACGGUGCCACGUCGCAGGCGUCCACGCGCCGCACCGGAUCGACGUCGACGCGCCGCGCCAGCAGUCUGGCAACGUUGCACCGAGCGCCGGGAGUGGCGACGGUGCCGCAGUCACGCACAGGCUCUAGAAGGCCAAGCUUAGCUUCGGUGCACAGCUCCAACUCGGUGAGGAGCUACAGCGCCCGAAGGUACGAGAGGGAGAGAGAGCAGAAGGAAGAGAGAGAGAUGCAAAGACGUCUGUCGAAAAUGACGUCAGCGUCAACCAGUAGGAUCGCCCCCACCCCUAGUCCGCAUUCAACGGACGAUUUGUUACCCACCCUGGAAGAGGAUAAGCAGAUACCGCCAUUAGCGACUAAAGAGGACUCUACGACUAGUUUCCAAGAGGAGAGUCUUCCGUCUACUUCGAAACAGUGUCCAUAGUGGGAUGCGCAAGUUAUCCUGCAUAGAUUAAACAAUAAUUAAAUAAACAGAGACGUUUAAUAUGAAAAUCGAUGUUGACAAUUUGUUUUUACAUGUUUUUUGCCUAAAGCAAUGCCUAAAAUAUGAAAGAAAAUAAAUACAGGU